Metarhizium brunneum ARSEF 3297 is the source of this 1086-nucleotide messenger RNA. Lineage: Eukaryota; Fungi; Ascomycota; Sordariomycetes; Hypocreales; Clavicipitaceae. The record is from RefSeq and is a predicted model, not a curated record.
AUGCUGAGCUACGCGACAUGGGCCCGCGAUGAGUCGAUCCAGAUGGAAGCGUACAAGUGGUAUGCCAGAGCACUAGCAGGCUUGCUGGCGGCGCUGUCGCACCCAGCGCCAGCAGCAACCGAGUCCAAUGUAUGCUCUGCCGUCAUGCUCAUUCACUUUGAGACAUGGGCGGACACUGCCGAGGGUGCCUGGCUCAAACAUGUUCACGGCGCGUCAACUCUGCUAGAGGCCGCGGGGCCCCGUGCCUGUCGCGAGGGCUUCAUGCACAGGAUAUUUUGCCAUCUACGAUUCCAAGCAUUCAUCGCCACCAUGCACGAAAACAAGCUCUCGGAGUUUGCCUCGCCUGAAUGGAUGUGCGUCCCAUUCGAGAUUCACCCCCCCAACAUGUUUGACCAAAUAGUUACGAUUUUAUUUGACGUUCAGGCGUGUUUGGCCACCGCCCAUGGGGUCACGCAAACGCACGACUUGGCGGCAAGGGCCAAAGUGCAAUUGAGAGCGUUGGCCGAAGCAACCGUGGCCAAGCUGUUGCAGUGGGAACAGCAGUUUAUGCCACCCUCGACGACUCAAGAGAUGAAUGGCAUCUGUAAAGACAGUUGGCCUUCGGCUUCUUGGCCCUCGUCACCGACGGGACCAAGUGCCGCGCAUGAUAGGUUCCCACCGGCUCAUUUCACGAGUAUGCCAGAAGCGGCCUUGCUGUCCCUGUAUCACGCUGCUUGUAUAGUUGCCUGCCGCUUACUAGCCGUGGCGCGAGACGACGUAGCCGAUGGCGAUGGACUGCUGGUGCACACCCAGGAGAUUAUACGGGCUUACAAGUUUGUGGAAAGGGUUACGGACAAGGCGCCUACCAGUAAUUUGGGGCCGGUAAUGAUGGUUCCGCAGCUGAAGAUGGCGUCGUUGUGGGGUGUGGACGAGAGUCAAAGAGUGAUGGCUAUGCGCAUGUUGAAGCGAGUCGGUCGCCAUCAGAGCUUCGCCCUUGGAGAUAUUGGGGACUUGCAAGACGGUUAUUUCGCGAGCGUGGCGUCUUGGGCGGUGGCGUUGACUGAUUUGGUGGACUGUGGGCGCUCUUGCGAGACUGUCGAGAAUUGA